UGUAGUCGACCCGGCUAGUAGUCCUGUCACGCUACACACGUAACAGCAACAUGUAUACUCAAGGUUACAGCAUGCUGCUAGAGCAAGAAUGGGGACUUAUCUGACAAGUAUCUGUUGGUCGUGCACCGUCUGACAGGAUGCAUAUCAAGGAUUUUGUGUCUGGAUCCCUUGCAGGGGCAUGUGGAGUUGCAGUGGGCUACCCUCUGGACACUGUCAAGGUCCGAAUCCAAACCCAGAAACAGUUCACUGGGAUAUGGCAGUGUGCAGCGGAGACUUUUUCAAAAGAAGGGGUGCAUGGCUUCUUCAAAGGCCUGUCCUUACCCAUCACUACGAUCUCUAUGACCUCCUCAGUGGUGUUUGGCACAUACCGGAACUGCCUGCAAUGUCUAAGUCAGGCGCGAGGAGGUGGUCCAAACACCAAACCAGAGGUCUUCCUGUCAGGCAUGUUGGCAGGGAUAGCUCAGUCGUCCGUGAUGUCUCCAGGUGACAUAGUAAAAGUGCGUCUGCAGUGUCAGACGGAGUCCAAGCGAGGCGGUACCAACAUGCCCAAACCAAGGUACCGCGGCCCAGUCCACUGUCUGCUCAGCAUUAUUAAAGAGGAAGGGUUCAAGGGGCUCUACAAAGGAGCUCUACCACUCGUGCUAAGAGACGCACCAUCUUUCGCCACAUACUUUCUGACUUACACAACCAUCUGUGAAAAGCUGUCAGACGGCAGCAAGAAAAGACCAGCUUGGGGUGUUGUGAUGCUGGCCGGUGGAAUAUCAGGAAUGGUAGGUUGGACUUUAGGAACGCCCAUGGACGUGAUCAAAGCCCGGCUGCAGGUGGACGGGGCGCGGGAGACGAAGCACUACAGGGGCUUCUUCCACUGCAUCACUGAGACAGCCAGGGUGGAGGGGGCGGGGGUGUUCUUCAAGAGCUUAGGCAUCAACUGUCUGCGCGCUUUCCCCGUCAACAUGGUGGUGUUCGUCACAUACGAGGUUCUCAACGGUUUCCUCCAAACAGGACAUGACAGUGUUGAACAACCUCGGUUUGGGUUUGAAUAACCUGCCUGCUGGUUCUUCUUGGGUUUUUUAUGUUUUCAAUGUUUAAUUUGGAGGUUUUACAUACAUAACUGCAUAGACUUCUUUGUGAAGGAAAUGUAUUUUGCAGUGCAGUAUUCUAUUGGAACCACAAUCCGUCUGUUACAUUUAUGCUUAUAUGCUUAUGGGGUAAUUUAUCAGUACUACAAGUUGGACCACACACCUCUGACCACUAGAUGGCCUCCCUGUCUAACUUGUUUUAUCUGUAUGUUAAUGACAAGAGAACAGUUUGUAUAACAGCUUCAGUCUUUAACCAGAAAAGAAGCAUGAUGUAACCUCAAUCGUUUGUAGACUGCUAAUACAUAAACUAUAUUUAACUUUAGAAUAAUUAAUGAGCUGCAGCACGCACAAUUUAGAGUAUGAUACCCGUCCAGUUCCUUGCUGCCUGUACUCCGAGUAUUUCAUUGACCAGUGAAGUGGUAUUAGUAUUACAAUUUUUGGACUGUACUUGAGUAUUUCCAUUUCCUGCUACUUUCUACCUGUAGCAUAUAGAAUAAUACAUUUAAACGACAGCCUUUGAAGAAUUGUAUUUAUAAUACAAAUAUAAACACAUUUAUCAUGUAUUUUUGUAGUUUUGGAUAAGAUAUGUGAAAUUCACAAGCUAUCCAAAGUUACUUAAUGAACAUAUAGCAAUAAUUGUAAUUUAAAGUAUAACAUUUUAUUCUGAAAGUGGCUAGUUUCACUUUUUGUACAUGAUGUAUGCUUAGGUCAGUGGAAUUUUGUAUGCAAGACUGUUACUUUAGGGCAGUGUAGAUUAUUUCUACACUGUGAUAUUACUACCUUUACUUUACCAAAACAUUUGCGUCCAACACUGUUCAUGACUCAUUUCCAGCAAAAUCACAAAACUGGACAAUCUCAAUGCGACUAUAAUCUUGGAAUUUAAAACCUUGAUUAUCUGGAUUAAUGAGAGGAUUAAUUGAUAAUCACGUAAUGUUUAUUUAUCAUUGUUAUACACUACAACUGCUGAACUGCUGUUAAUGAAAAUAAAUGCUCAAAACAAGAUGUCUCUUAUUGAAAAUGGAGCAUACCUGUAAACAU
Messenger RNA from Trematomus bernacchii (emerald rockcod), 2117 nucleotides. RefSeq names its product solute carrier family 25 member 47a (gene slc25a47a). The record is from RefSeq and is a predicted model, not a curated record. Lineage: Eukaryota; Metazoa; Chordata; Actinopteri; Perciformes; Nototheniidae. Gene Ontology annotation, cellular component: mitochondrion. Gene Ontology annotation, biological process: transmembrane transport. Gene Ontology annotation, molecular function: transmembrane transporter activity. The coding region runs from base 138 to 1043 and encodes 301 amino acids. The transcript has 6 exons.